GGAGCAGCCGUCCAGACAGACACAGAUCAUGAGUGGCGGCUAUGAUCUCAACCUCUUCGCCAGCCCUCCCGACUGCAACUUCCUGUGCUCCAUCUGCCACGGGGUUCUCAAGAGGCCAGUGAGGUUGCCAUGCAGCCACGUCUUCUGCAAGAAGUGCAUCUUCCAGUGGCUAGCCAGACAAAAAACCUGUCCAUGCUGCAGGAAAGAGGUGAAAUGGAGAAAGAUGGUCCAUGUGAAUAAACUCUGGAAAACUAUUGGCCGUCUGGAAGUCAAGUGCAAGAAUGCCGAAGCUGGCUGCUUGGUGACAUGUCCCCUGGCCCAUCGCAAGAGGCACCAGGACUCAUGCCCGUUUGAGCUGAUGGCCUGCCCCAAUGAGGACUGCACGGCACGGGUGCCGCGUAGGGCCCUGGCUGAUCACCAGCAGCGCUGCCUGCAUGGUGCCCAGCAGCGCUGCCCGCUGGGCUGCGGAGCCACCCUGGGCCCGGCUGAACGUGCACGCCACAGCUGCUACCGCGAGCUGCGCGACGUCUGGAGGCAGCGCCAGGAGCGCAGCCGAACCCUGGUGCUAGGCCUGCUGCAGCGCAUGCGCAAGGUGCAUCGCACCACCAGCCUCAUCCGCUGGCAGCUGGCCCAGCUCGGAGACUUCCUGGAGGAGGAUGACGCCCUGCUCGUGGGUGUCCCCCAGGAGGAGGCCGAGGCCACCCCAGAAGGCAGCACUGGGGCUGAAGUGUGGGGGGCCCAGCGCCAACGUACCUCGUAAAUAGAGGGGUAAAUAAAUGUGGAGCCCAGGCGUGGCCCGCCCCGCCACGCCAUCUCUGUG
Molecule: messenger RNA, 820 nt
Organism: Ceratotherium simum simum (southern white rhinoceros)
Lineage: Eukaryota; Metazoa; Chordata; Mammalia; Perissodactyla; Rhinocerotidae
Source: RefSeq, a predicted model, not a curated record